Molecule: messenger RNA, 873 nt
Organism: Microthlaspi erraticum
Lineage: Eukaryota; Viridiplantae; Streptophyta; Magnoliopsida; Brassicales; Brassicaceae
Source: the annotation of a GenBank genome assembly
AUGGGUCUCAAAGCCUCCCUUUCUCUCAUCUCUCUAGCCGUCUUACUCCUCUUCUCCACGGUCGUUACAGCCGAUAACGUCACACGGGCGUUUCAGAAAUACUCCAACUUCAGCACCAUGAGUGACCUCUUCAUCAAAACCAAGCUCACUGUACCCAUCAGCAAAUACCAGACCAUAACCAUUCUCGCUGUUAGCAACGACGCAAUCAGCUCAAUCACUAACAGAUCCGACGUUGAGCUCAAGAACAUCCUUAUGACACAUGUCCUUCUUGACUACUACGAUGAGCUCAAGCUUAACGGUCUCAAGGAGAAGAGCAUAAUGCUCACCACCUUGUACCAGACCACCGGUUUAGGGGAACAGAUGAAUGGUUUCCUCAACUGUACCAAAUCUAAAGGAAAAGUUUACUUUGGAUCCGAAGUGACUGGCUCACCUUUAAGCUCAGAGUAUGUCACUACGUUAUACCACAAUCCAUAUAACCUCUCUAUAAUCCAGAUUAGCAUGCCUAUUGUGGCUCCUGGACUCAGCCUUGCAAUCUUCCCACCUCCACCUCCACCUGCUCCUUUAGCUCCAGCUCCGGCUCCAUCUCCCAUGGAUGCUGCAAUGGCUCCUGCUCCAUCUCCCAUGGUGACAGCUCCAGCUCCUGGACCAGCUGAUAGUGACAAUGCUUCAGAUACUACUGUCCCAAAACCUACACCUGCAACAGAAACACCAGAGACUGUUUCUCCCGCUCCUGCUCCAACCGCUGAUAACGAGAAGAUAGAAGCUGCUGAUAAGGCUGGAAAGUCCCCUUCUUCUUCUUCUUCUGCUUGUCAUGAGGCUGGUUUGAGCUUUCUUGUUGUUCUCUUGCUAGCAUUUUUCACUAGCUUUGCUUGA